Mesocricetus auratus (golden hamster) is the source of this 1534-nucleotide messenger RNA. Its product is annotated as cancer/testis antigen 47A-like. The record is from RefSeq and is a predicted model, not a curated record. The coding region runs from base 388 to 1308 and encodes 306 amino acids. NCBI's taxonomy places the organism in Eukaryota, Metazoa, Chordata, Mammalia, Rodentia, Cricetidae. The transcript is spliced from 3 exons.
AAAAAGUUACAUAGCCUUCAUAAGCCCCGCCCCCACCACCUGUGACACAAGCACUUUCCAUCUAGUCCCCGGAUGCUAGAAGAGCCGCGUGAGUCGGCCUCCACCUGUAUUGGCCUCUUGAGCCCUCUCGCUCCUGCUGUUUCCAUGGGACCACCUCAGGUACUACCAUAGACUUUUAUCCUUUCACCUGCUGUCUCUUUCGAAGCUCCUGGUCCUCUAAGGCCCCUGCUGACUGUCUUUAGGGGCCAGCGACUUCCUAAUCACAAUUCAGCCUGUUGUCGCCGUUAUCCAUAGUCAUCUAACAGCAUCCUGGCCGUUACAUCGGAGUAGCCAUUAUCGUCAUUAACCCAGUUCAAUCUAGGCCUUGGUGAGGUGCCUAAUAGCAUCAUGUCUACCAGAGGAGAUCAAGAUCCAACUAAAGAGAGCCGAGAUAACCCAGUAACCCUUGAGGGAGAGUGGGUACAGGAAGCCACAGAGGGCGGCAGGGUAGGCCUGGAGUCCGGCCUAGAUGGGGCUUGUGUCACACCGGCAGUUCAUCCUAGGGAGGUGGAGAAUGUUGGGCCUGAAAGAAACCCAGCGCAAGAGGGUUACACGGGAGAGAGCGCAGAUGCUGAGGAAGACUCAGAUAUUGAACCUGUUGAGGAGGAGGAGGAAGGAGAAGAGGAGGAGGAAAACACUGUAUCAGAUCAAGGCAUGGUAGACGCCCAUCGAUUCCCAAUGGCUGGCUUCCGAUUUAUGUUUCUGGAUCUGAUCCACGCCAUUCUCAACCGUGUCUAUUACAACGACCACGUCCUAAGGCGCCCCUGUGAAAACCCCGUGGCGGAAACACCUGGCCCUUCUACAUCUGGCCACUCAAGUGUAAUGCAAAUACCACCUGGGCCCCCUCCAUCAACAGUGAGAGCCGCAGAGUAUGACAACCAGCCCUCGGGCCCGAUCCUAAGCCUACCAGAGGUUAUCUCCACAUUUCCAGAGCUGGAGGAACCUACAGACUUCGAGGAAACAACGCAUCAUUACCUGCGGGAGCCAGAUCUUUGCACACAGGAGCCUGCAGUUAGGGCAGCAGCGGUGGAAGGAGUAGGGCAAGCAAUAGAAGAAGUGGAAGAACAGGCAACAGCAGAAGAGCCGGAAAAGGAAUUCAUGAAACAAAGCAUGGCCUUAGAGGGCGAAUAUCAUUAUGAUGCCUGGAAUGAAGUUGAUAACAUCUUUGAUGAGGAGGAAGAAAAAGAAGGAGAAGAAAAGAAAAACCAAGAAGCACUUAAUGAAAUGGACCCGGAUCCAGCAGACCACAACACCAGAAAAUCCAGUUAAGAAGAAUAGGAAGAAAAGGAUGAAGAAGGAAGGCUUACUGAACUUAUUGAAAUUUAGGUUUUUCCACUUCUGAGAAGCCCAACAAAGUUUCAUCAACACUGAUGUCACCCAAAAGUUCAUUACCCAGUAGCGAUAUUCCUCCUUAUGAAUUUAACAUCGUUCACACAAGUUCCAAAUGAAACAAUAUCAUGGGAUAAAAUAAAACUUAGGCAUGAUUUGGAGGCAA